UGUGCUUGCUCGUUGAACGACUAUCACGACACCAUGGCUUUGUUUGCCCCUCCACCGAUGUAUGCAGAUCCAACAAUGGCUGCGGAUAAACAACACGCAUUCAACCCGUACUCUGAGAAUGGAGGUAGCAUCCUUGCCAUUGCGGGUGCAGACUUUACGGUCAUUGCUGGUGACACGAGACAGUCUGAAGGAUACAGUAUCCAGACACGAUACGCGAGAAAGGUCUGGCAGCUCACUGACAGAUGUGUCAUCGCUACCAAUGGAUUUGCAGCGGACGGGAACAAUUUUGUCAAACGUAUCAAGCAGAGGCUAGAGUGGUACGAGCACGCUCAUCAAAAGCAAAUGUCGAUCAAGGCGAUCGCUAGAUUGACUCAGACUAUGCUCUAUGGCAAUCGAUUCUUCCCUUACUUUGCCUAUGUCAUUCUCGGUGGAAUAGACGAGGACGGGACCGGCGCGGUUUAUUCAUUCGACCCCAUUGGCAGUUAUGAGCGAGAAGCGUGUCGAGCGGCAGGAGCGGCUCAAUCUCUGAUCCAGCCUUUCCUCGACAACCAAAUUUAUUUCCGCAAUCAGACUCCAGCACCAGGCGCUGAACCUUUUGUCCCAGGCCGUUUACCCCUCUCCACUGUCCUGGGACUCGUCAUUGAUUCCUUCACGUCUGCCACUGAGCGAGAGAUCGCCGUAGGUGAUGGUCUCGAGCUAUACGUCGUCAUGAAGAAGGGAAGGACAACGGAUGAUUUGGUGGGGUCAGACAACCUCAUCAAAAAUAUGCAGGUUCAAGAGCUCGGAGCGUUGGGUGAAGGAGGGAGUGAGAGAACGUUUUUAGUCUCUCUGCCCUUGAAGAGAGAUUAAGAAAGCAGCAUGCAAUGUAUGAACCGGAUGGCCGAG
This is a messenger RNA of Kockovaella imperatae, 885 nucleotides long. RefSeq names its product nucleophile aminohydrolase. Bases 34 to 849 code for a protein of 271 amino acids. Gene Ontology annotation, cellular component: proteasome core complex. NCBI's taxonomy places the organism in Eukaryota, Fungi, Basidiomycota, Tremellomycetes, Tremellales, Cuniculitremaceae. The record is from RefSeq and is a predicted model, not a curated record. The transcript has 6 exons.